Paraglomus brasilianum is the source of this 1159-nucleotide messenger RNA. Lineage: Eukaryota; Fungi; Glomeromycota; Glomeromycetes; Paraglomerales; Paraglomeraceae. The record is from the annotation of a GenBank genome assembly.
AUGAUCCUGGAGACGAAACCAGAUCCUAGGUGGAUCACAGUGAUAUGUGAAAAUCAAACCAAUUUGCUUAAGGCAUUUGCAUUAUGUUGGGAAUAUUUAGCUCCCGAUAUACAGAUAGGUUUUAAUGACUCGCAAUAUGAUUGGCCUUUUGUCGUAGAAAAAGCUAAGAAUUUAGGAAUUCUUGAAUGGAUGUUUAAUCAUAUGUCCCUGGAGCCAUUAAGCAUUGAAAAAAUUACGAAAUGGCAAUAUCAAUAUAAUGUGAUAAAAAUAAACGAUGCAAACUUCCAUUCGAAACAUCUCAAAAUCCCUGGGUGUGUGGCUAUUGACGUCCGCCCCUGUUUUAAGAAAUUAUAUUCUAAAGCUGAGAAAAGUAGUCUUAAGUUUUAUCUGGAAGAGUGUAAACUCGACAAAAAAGUAGAUUUACCUAUUCACCGUAUAAAUAAAUAUUAUGAAAAAGCGUUAAAAGAAAUAAAUAAUACAACGGCUGAGCAGAUGCGUGAAGUGGCUGAAUACUGCAUUAACGAUGCUCUUAGCUGUCAGCGGUUAAUGGUCAAGCAUAAUGUAAUCAAUGAAUAUAAAGAGAAAGUUUCUAUAUCAUUUCUAUCUUUAUUUGAUGCACAUUAUUUUGCUGAUGGAAUGAAGGUAAAAAACCUUUUAGCUAGUCGUGCAUGGGGACUAGGGAUUCUAAAUACCAUGAUUCCACAAAAGCAAACAGAAAGUGGUAAAUAUCCUGGGGCAUAUGUAUUUCCACCAGAAAAGGGACUUGAAAAUAAACGCCCUGUAACCGGUCUUGAUUACGCAUCACUAUAUCCAAGUCUUAUUAUGACAUAUAACCUCUCUCCUGAUAAAAUAAUUUUAUCCCGUGACCAUGCAAUAUCUGUAGCACGUAGUGGGAAGAAGCUCCAUAGGAUUGAAUUCAAGUUUAAUGGUCGUGAUAUUAUUGCAUGGUCAGUAAAACAUGAAAAUCAAUCAGAAAUGGAAGGACUUUAUGUAAUAGUAUUGAAAGAACUACUUACGAAGCGGAAUAAGAUGAAGAAAUGUCUUGCUCCAUUAAGUGAAAAAAAAGAAAAUAUGGAAUUAAUAUUGAGUAAUAUAGAAGGAAAGCAAACGAUACUGGAGGCUAUUGAAUAUAUCUUGGAAAAUGCAGAAGAGAAAAAUC